CGGCGAGGAUAAAGCAAGAUGGCGUCUGACCGUGAAGACGUUAUUGCAGUCGUCACAGUUCAGUGUUCUUAAUCUGUGCGUCCAUAUACACAUAUAUGUCCUUUAUUACACUCCAUUAAAUAGAGUAAUAAUGACUGUUUGUAUAUUAGUCUGAGUGCACUUUGAUGCUUCUCCAGCUAGCUUAGCUCUCUAGUUAGCUUAGCUUGUUAGCUGCUAACAAAGAGAGGCGGAAGUGGUGAAAACACAUCGCUAAGCAGAGAUCAAGUGUGACUGUAAAGUGUUGUGAUUGUGUGAAAAUGUGCGAAAGAACCAUAGCAGAGUACGAGGAGGAACUUUGUCCAACAAAAGAGGAGAAGGAGCGACAACAUCAAGUUGUGUUACACACAACAGCCAUUAACCUACUACAACACCUACUCAGUGGCCUAGUGGUUAGAGUGUCCGCCCUGAGAUGGACAUCCAUCAGCUGAUUGGACACCAAGAAGAAUGUCUCCCUCAUCUGCAGGGGGACAGUUUCACUUUAGAGGAUCCACAGCCCUCACAUUUUAAAGGGGACGAGGAGGAUCCACAGCCCCAUUUUUUUAAAGAGGAAGAUGAGGGAGAGUGUCCUGUAGGGCAGGAGGAGGAUGAUGUCAUGACUGUUGUCUCUGUGAGGAUUGAAGAGCAUGAAGACAAAGCACGUGAGUCCUCACAGCUUCAUCACAGUCCAAACGUCUGGGAAGAACAUCUUCACCCUGAGCAACAGCAGUGGAACUUCAGGAUGCGGACGGAGGAGCCACAGCCCUCCCACAUUAAGAAGGAAGAGGAAUACCCACUGAUCCCCCAUUUUAAAAAGGAAGAGGAGGACCCACUGACACCCCAUUUUAAAGAGGAAGAGGAGUACCCACUGAGCCCUCACAUUAAAGAGGAAGAGGAGGAACACAGCAUCAGUCAGCAUGUUGAAGGAGUGGAGGAGGUUGAUGUCACCAAGAUGCCAGUGACUGGUGUCCCUGUGAAGAGUGAUGUCACCAAGAUGCCAGUGACUGGUGUCCCUGUGAAGAGUGAUGUCACCAAGAUGCCAGUGACUGGUGUCCCUGUGAAGAGUGAUGUCACCAAGAUGCCAGUGACUGGUGUCCCUGUGAAGAGUGAUGUCACCAAGAUGCCAGUGACUGGUGUCCCUGUGAAGAGUGAUGUCACCAAGAUGCCAGUGACUGGUGUCCCUGUGAAGAGUGAUGUUACCAAGAUGCCAGUGACUGGUGUCCCUGUGAAGAGUGAUGUUACCAAGAUGCCAGUGACUGGUGUCCCUGUGAAGAGUGAAGGUGAUGAGGUCAAAGGUGAGAGUGAGGAGAAGAGAAGCAGCAGAUCAACACACCACAUGACAACAGAAGCUGAUGGAGACCACUGUGGAGCAGACAAGAUGUUAGCUCCACUAUCAGAUAGUGAGGACACAAGGUCACACUCUCCUGACACUGAUGAUGAACACUCUAAAGAUGAUGCAACAUGUCACACUGACAACACACACUUCACAUGUUCUCUCUGUCACACAACUUUUAAACACCAUUGUCGUCUAAAAGUACACAUGAGAAGACACACUGGAGAAAAACCUUUUUCCUGCUCAGAAUGUGGUAAAAGUUUUGUAAUGAAUCAACAUUUCAAAGCACACAUGAGAACACACACUGGAGAAAAACCUUUUUCCUGUUCAAUCUGCGGUAAAGAUUUUACUCAAAGGCCCAAUUUCAAAGCACACCUAAGAAGACACACUGGAGAAAAACCUUUUUCCUGCUCAGAAUGUGGUAAAAGUUUUGUAAUAAAUGGAAAUUUAAAAGUUCACAUGAGAACACACACUGGUGAAAAACCUUUUUCCUGCUCAGAAUGUGGUAAAAGUUUUGUAAUAAAUGAAAAUUUAAAAGUUCACAUGACAACACACACUGGUGAAAAACCUUUUUCCUGCUCAGAAUGUGGUAAAAGUUUCGUACUAAAUAAAAUUUUAAAAGCACACAUGAGAAGACACACUGGAGAAAAACCUUUUUCCUGCUCAGAAUGUGGUAAAAGUUUUGUAACAAAUGACAAUUUAAAAGCACACAUGAGAAGACACACUGGGGAAAAACCUUUUUCCUGCUCAGAAUGUGGUAAAAGUUUUGUUACAAAUGAAAAUGUAAAAGCACACAUGAGAACACACACUGGGGAAAAACCUUUUUCCUGUUCAACCUGUGGUAAAGGUUUUACACAAAGUCAUUAUGUAAAAGGACACAUGAGAAGACACACUGGGCAAAAAUCACAUUUGUGUUCAAUGUGCAACAGAAGCUUUUAUGAACGAUCAACACUUGUAAGACACAUGAGAACACACACUGGUGAGAAAGUGUUGAGUUGCAGUGUGUGUGCUGAAAGAUUCUCUUAUAAGUACCAGAGUAAGAAACACAAGUGUGCUGGUGAGAGCAAAUGAAGAUGCAGGAUUUGAAAUCAACUUGAACUUUGACUUUCUAACAACAUCAGCACAUAUAACAUGUGUGACAUCAUUGUUGUGUGUGUAACACAAUCUUGUUAAUAUGAUUGUAACAUUUAUAGAUGAGACACUUCAGAUUAGUGCUUUUAUUUCAGUCAAGUACAUGAGUUAAUAUACACAUUUGUGUACUUUAAAAUGAACACAACAAUUGGACUGAAAAGGUGACAAUAAACACUACAUCAAAUAUGUUACACACAAUAAACAUUUUAUGUGUAGAUAUUCAAUAUUCACUUUUAUACUUAUUCAUAAUAGUGUUUUAUAUAUGUUUUUUGAAAUAAUGAAGUGUUACAUAUUUUAUUUUCUAAUUGUAGAUGAUUCCAUGGAUGAACUCCUUUAUAUGAUGUACAUAUUUGUUUUACAUGUGUUCAUACCUUUGCUUUUGAGUACUCAUAAAUCCCUCUUAGUUCAUAUUUACUGGUUCACAUCUGAAACAUCUUCUGGAAGCAUAUUAUUAUUUACUUUAUAUAUCAUUUGAGCAGUUGUCUUUUAUACAAUUUUAAAAUGUGUGACUUUAUGAAUCAUUAGUUGGGUCUCUAUAAUCCAUUCUAUUAAUUGUCUUUAUUACUCUCUUGUGUAAUAUGAAUAUUGUUGUGUGAUUGUUUUAUAUGUAUGUCCCCAGACCUUUAUGCAAUAAACUGAAGUUGGGUACAAUAAUUGUAGUUAAUAUUUGUAAGUAUGUAUUUUAUUCUAUUCUAUUUUUUUGCACUCAAAUAAAAAAAAAU
Messenger RNA from Entelurus aequoreus (snake pipefish), 3201 nucleotides. Its product is annotated as oocyte zinc finger protein XlCOF6-like. The transcript is spliced from 4 exons. Gene Ontology annotation, cellular component: nucleus. Gene Ontology annotation, molecular function: RNA polymerase II cis-regulatory region sequence-specific DNA binding; DNA-binding transcription factor activity, RNA polymerase II-specific. Gene Ontology annotation, biological process: regulation of transcription by RNA polymerase II. Lineage: Eukaryota; Metazoa; Chordata; Actinopteri; Syngnathiformes; Syngnathidae. The coding region runs from base 449 to 2419 and encodes 656 amino acids. The record is from RefSeq and is a predicted model, not a curated record.